Misgurnus anguillicaudatus (oriental weatherfish) is the source of this 5147-nucleotide messenger RNA. It is a transcript of the gene tut4, whose product is annotated as terminal uridylyl transferase 4. The record is from RefSeq and is a predicted model, not a curated record. Gene Ontology annotation, molecular function: nucleic acid binding; zinc ion binding; RNA uridylyltransferase activity. Lineage: Eukaryota; Metazoa; Chordata; Actinopteri; Cypriniformes; Cobitidae.
GCCGCGGCCCACAAUUCCUUGCGCGCAGCCAAGUUAACAUGGCGCGCGUGCUCGCGAUCUUGAGCAGGGCCGAAAACAACAACAACCUCAGCGCCGGGAUUCACGGCGUUUAACGCGCCGCUGAAGCGACAGCGCUCACCGACACACCUCCGUAUGCUCGCGUUAAGCAUGUGCUGCUGAUUUAUCGCACAUUUGAGAAUUGAGAAAUCUUCAACCCUGAGCCCUUUGGGCUUAUCUUCAGUUUCGUCUGGUGAGAAGCGGAGUGAUAUGGAGGACCCCAAGAGCCCCAUAAAGGUGGUCAAACCAUCCCGGUCCAACAGGGGUGGUGCGUCUUCAUCAAAAUCCCAAAAGGACAGCGCAAAAUCCCCACGCCAAAGUAAAGACGCUGUCCUCCGAGUGAAAGAGGAGUUCCUGGGCGGCCAUAACAGUGGCAGGACCAACAGUGGUGGCCCUCAGGAACAGGGGAGGGGCAAAGCCCGCAGACUGACGGGCAGAACCAACUCUGGAGAGAGGGGGAAGGGGAAGACCCAACAGAGCGACGCCCGUCAGCAAGCCCAGGAGAACAAAACUCCAGGACGAAACGGUGGACAGAGGAAAGAUAUGGGAGCAGCACCACUGCCCAGCACACCUGAGGAGAACUCAUCACAGAAGAACGUUGUCACGGCUAAAGACAAGAUGCAUGGUGUGGAGGCAGGUAGACAAAGGGGUGAGACCGUAGCAGAGGUCACAGAGGUGGGAAACCUGACCUCUGACCAGCAACUGGGACUCAAACAGGCUGAGGACAGACUUCAGAGAGACUACAUUCACAGACUCCUCAAGCAAUCUCCCGAGUACCCAAAUUUCCAGUAUCUAUGCAAACUGUGUUCAGUCCACGUGGAGAACAUCCAAAGUGCUUACAAGCACAUUAAAGAGAAACGACACAAGAAGAACAUGAUGGAGAAACAGGAGGAAAAUGAGUUGCGUUCGCUUCCUCUUCCCUCUCCUGACCAGCUGAAGGCGCUAGACUCCGUAGUGCAAGAGGUGGCGAGGGUGCACGGUAUCUCCGAGGAAGAUUUUCAGGAGAGGCGUUCCGUGGUGCUCCGCAUGGAAGAGAUUAUACAUAAGCAGCUCACUGCAUGUUCUCUUCGCCUGUAUGGCUCCUGCCUCACUCGAUUCGCCUUCAAAACGAGCGACAUCAACAUCGAUGUGUCUUACCCCUCCACGAUGACUCAGCCUGACGUGUUGAUCCAGGUGCUGGAGAUCUUAAAGAACAGUGAUGAGUUUGUGGAAGUGGAGUCUGAUUUUCAUGCCAAAGUCCCUGUUGUCUUUUGCAAAGAUGUCACAAGUGGGUUCAUGUGCAAAGUGAGCGCAGGAAAUGAUGUCGCAUGCCUUACCACCAAUCACCUCGCAGCUUUGGCUACACUGGAGCCGAGACUCGUGCCACUGGUGUUGGCUUUCCGCUAUUGGGCCAAUCUGUGCCACAUUGACUGUCAGGCAGAAGGUGGAAUCCCAUCAUACUCUCUCUCUCUGAUGGUCAUCUUCUUCCUGCAACAGCGAAAGAAGCCCAUCCUACCCGUCUAUCUGGGAAAUUGGAUCGAGGGCUUCGAUGUAAAGCGUGUGGAUGAAUAUCACCUGACCGGGAUGGAAUCGUCUCUUUUUGUGGGCUGGGAGCACAGACCCGUUCCUGCAGGCGAAGGCCGCGGAGAGGGCAAAGGCAAACCCGAACCCAAGAACUCCAAGGAGAAGAUAGAAAAGAAGGGAGCGUGCGCUAAGGGCAAGGCUCGUCUGACGCUGGAUAAAACUGAAAGCUUAUCUCUGGGUCAGCUGUGGCUGGAGCUUCUGCGAUUCUACACGCUGGAGUUUGCGCUGGAGGAACACAUCAUCAGCAUCCGUCUGAAAGAGCUGUUGCCACGGGAACUGAAGAGCUGGCCUCGCCGCAGACUCGCCAUCGAGGACCCGUUUGCAUUAAAGAGGAACGUGGCCCGCAGUCUGAACAGUCAGAUGGUGUUCGAGUACAUACAGGAGCGUUUCCGCAUGGCGUACAAGUACUUCGCCUGCCCUCAGAGCCGGAACGGAACGAACAACCGCAGCUUCCCGAGAAAGAAAUCCAGACGCCGCGCCAGAGCUCCCCGACAGGCUCGCGAUGGGACGACUGAAUCCGACAGCCAGGAGCGAAAGAACACCGGGGAGGAAGAAGAGAGCAGUGAUGAUGAUGAGGAGGACGAAGAGGAGAAUCUGAGAACAGAUUUCACAAAGCUUCUGGUGACUGAUGCAGGCUCACCAGCUGUUUCUCAGGAGCUCUCGUCCUCCGUCAUGUCCCUUUCUGCCCAGAACGGCCUGCUGAUGUACAGUGAUGAAGAGGAGGUAGAGAAAGAGCAACAUCUGAAGCUUGAGCAGGAAAUUGUUGCCCCUGAAGACAUGCAUUAUAUCUUUGACAGGAUGAUCUUCACAGGAGGAAAGCCUCCGACUGUCGUGUGCAGCAUCUGCAAGAGAGACGGACACCUGAAGGACGAGUGUCCUGAAGACUUUAAGAAAAUCGAGCUCACGCCACUGCCACCUGUGAGCGAGCGCUUCAGAGCCAUCCUGGAUGACCUCUGUCUGUUUUGUUACCGUGAGCUGUCACCGUCUUACGGGGAGCAACAAAAGAGAGAACAGAUCCUGGCCAGUCUGGAGCGCUUCAUUAGAAAAGAGUACAAUGAUAAGGCCCAGCUCUGUCUAUUUGGCUCUUCGAAAAACGGCUUUGGGUUUCGUGACAGUGACCUGGAUAUCUGUAUGACGCUGGAGGGUCAUGAAACAGCAGAGAAUCUAAACUGUAAGGAGAUCAUUGAGGGUUUGGCCAAAGUUUUGAAGAAACACACAGGUCUAAGAAACAUCUUGCCUAUCACAACUGCUAAAGUGCCUAUAGUGAAGUUUGAACAUCGACAGAGCGGACUGGAGGGAGAUAUCAGCCUCUACAAUACACUGGCCCAACACAACACACGGAUGCUGGCCACAUAUGCGGCUUUAGACCCUCGUGUGCAGUAUCUGGGCUACACGAUGAAAGUGUUUGCAAAGCGUUGUGAUAUCGGCGAUGCCUCCAGAGGAAGUCUCUCUUCAUAUGCGUACAUCCUCAUGGUGCUUUACUACCUGCAGCAGAGACAACCACCGGUCAUACCUGUGCUACAAGAGAUCUAUGAUGGGAACACUGCUCCUGAGAGGAUGGUCGAUGGCUGGAAUGCUUUCUUCUUUGAUGACCUGGAUGAACUGAAGCGGCGUCUCCCUGAGCUCUGUCAGAAUAAGGAGACAGUUGGAGAACUUUGGCUCGGCCUCCUGCGGUUCUACACAGAGGAGUUUGAUUUUAAAGAGAACGUCAUCUCCAUCCGCCAGCACAAGCGCCUCACAACCUUCGAGAAGCAGUGGACAUCUAAAUGCAUCGCAAUCGAAGAUCCCUUUGACUUGAACCACAACCUUGGUGCUGGUGUCUCUCGCAAAAUGACUAACUUCAUCAUGAAGGCCUUCAUCAACGGCAGGAAGCGUUUUGGCACCCCGUCUUUUUACCCCGGUCUUGGAAUAGAAUCAGUUGAGUACUUCUUCGACUCACAGGUCUUGACGGAUGGUGAAUUGGCUCCUAAUGACCGCUGCUGUCGUAUAUGUGGGAAAAUCGGUCACUAUAUGAAGGAUUGCCCGAAAAGGCGCAGAAUGAAGAAAAAGGAGAACGAGAGAGAUGACGACGGUCGAGAGGAAGACCGAGAGCCCAGAGAGCGACGCUGUUUUCAGUGUGGUGACAUGGGUCAUGUGAGGAGAGACUGUCCUGAAUAUAAACAACACCUGCGUCAGAGAACAACACCUGGACCAGGACCUCACAUGGUCCGGGCCAUGGCGAGCUCUCAGUCCAUCCCCAUUCCUCAAGGUGCACCAGGUCAGGAUCGGGUCGGUCGGAACAGACAGCCCUCUGAAUGUUCUGAUACGCGUCAGACUCCUCCAUACUCUCCUCAGCUAUCUCCAUUCAGCCAGGCAUCCAUCUCACCCCAGAACAGCAAGACUUCCACAUCCUCCUCGUCCUCUGCCGGACACCCUAAACCUUCUCAGCCGCAGCAGGUCCAACUUCCCAUAUUCAGUUAUCCGCACCACCCGGGCCAGUUCCGUGCCGGGCUUUCUGCAUUGGGUCUGCUGCCCUCCCACCCCCAACAGCCACCCCUGAACCCGGGCUCUUGGCCCGUCCACGGCCCUAUUAUUCAGGGCUCCGGGGCUUCCGCAGCCUCUUCCAACCCUGUCCAGCACGCAUCCCCUUCUGGCCUGAAGUUUGCCGUGCAGGGUGGGAGUGGAACAGGCGGGCAGGCGGUGAGCACCGCCACCAUGAACCUGAAUGACCCUAGUAUAAUUUUUGCCCAGCCUUCAUCGGGUCGGGUGGCCGGGGGGGUGGGCGGUCCGGGCAGAGAUAGAGGGCACCACUGGCACAACCACCACCUCAAUCCAAAUGGCACAGUGGGAAAUAAGACAGAUCCUAGUUUCUCGACUCAGUUUGGGGCUGUGAAUCAAGGCUCUCGGUCCUGGGAACCCAGCAGCGGUGCUCAAUAUUCGCUGUCCCCAACAUACGGGCCCUACCGUAUGCCACCCUACAUACAGCCACCCAACAAAUCCUUCAUCUCACAAGGUUCAGUGGUGGCAAAUCAACAUUAUCCACUUAUUCAACACGGCCGGCACGGCAAUCUGAACUACAUUAAACAGAAGAAAUGAAGUGACACUUUACUUUUUAAACCAAUGCCCAUGGUCCUUAUAGAAGAAAAGACUAACUUUGCAUCAUUUGGUUUUGAGAAUUUUUAAAAUGUAUUUUAUCAUUUUUGUACAGUUUUUAUGUUUUAUUUCCCUUUGUUUCUGUGUUUAUCAUCACAUUAAUUUGUGAUGCAAAAUGUCAAAUAUUUUAAUACCCCUAUUUUUGGAGGGGUCCAAAAAAGUGUUUUUAUUUUAUGUGUAAAAUAAGGAUUUAAAACGUAUUGGCUUUAUUUUUAUUAGCUGUAUUCCUAUUUUGCUUGCAUAAGGACAAAGGCUUUAGGUAGGAAAAACAUAACGCCCAAUGAGAAAAUUAUGUAGUGCCAAAAAUCUUCCCUAUAGCAAACCAAGAAAACAGUAAAAAAAAGAGCAGAAAAAAAUCAAGAAAAGACCAAAAAAAUAAAGAAAAAGCAAACCAA